AUGGACACGGUUCAGGCAAGUCAAAAUCUGUGUGCUGAUGGACACGGUUCAGAACCUGGUCAACUGUCUUUCGCUUCUUACUAUGGUCAUCAUAUGGUAUUACAACGCGCCCCACAGCGAGCAAUUGUGUGGGGCUACGCCUCUCAACCCCAGGGGUCGGUUACCCUGAAUGUGACAGGUGCUGGUAUGGGAGGAGGUGUAUACACUUCACCCGUGUCUCCUUCUCCAGAAGUUGGAGGGGUUUGGAGCGUCACCCUCCGUCCUGUAAAUGACACUAAGUCUUACACCCUGAGGCUGACUGGCCCCGGUGGCACUGCAGUGCUGGAUGAUGUCUUGUUCGGAGAUGUUUGGCUGUGCGCUGGACAAAGCAACAUGCAGUUCACCGUGAAUAUGUCCUAUAACGCGUCUGACCAGGUGGACGAUGUUGCCAACUACACCGAUAUCCGUUUGUUUACGGCACAAGAAGCCACAUCGCGAGUUGCGCUUAGGGAUCUGAAGGCCGUAUUGGAGCCCUGGUCCAUUCCCAGUAAUGCAUCACUGGAGGGAAAGGCGUUCACCUACUUUUCCGACCUGUGUUGGCUGUAUGGCAGGUAUCUAUACGACUAUCUCGGUUACCCGAUUGGCUUGAUUGAUACCACGUGGGGCGGAACUGCUAUCGAGCAAUGGACGUCAACAGCUGUACUGAAGAAAUGCAACGUCAAACUCAAACCCCUCCACGAUUCGGAAAUUUGGAAUGCCAUGGUCACUCCAUUCGCAAGUCUGUCACUGUAUGGAGCUAUCUGGUACCAAGGCGAAUCCAAUGCCGCCGAGCCCGAUACGUACAAUUGUACGUUCCCGGGAAUGAUUGAAGAUUGGCGCCAUUAUUUCUCAUCCCACAGUGACACCAGGUCAGAUUUUCCCUUCGGCUUUGUGCAGUUGGGUGCCUUUCGGAACGAUUCCAGUAUCUCCACUGGAUUUCCUGACAUUCGUUGGCACCAGACUGCUGACGUAGGAUAUGUUCCGAACAACCGGAUGCCGAACACUUUCAUGGCGGUGGCGAUGGAUUUACCCGACUUUAAGUCUCCCUGGGGAAGUAUCCACCCCCGGGAUAAGGACACAGUGGCCCGCCGACUCGUGAUGGCGGCAAUGUCAGUAGCAUAUAACCUGACACUGGGACAAUUCCAAGGACCUUUUCCCGAGUCUUUUCAGAUAGAUAGUGGCUAUAUGACGCUCUACGUUCGGUACGGCUACGCAGAUCUGGCGCCAGUACGAUCCAAUAAAGGGUUCGAGGUGAUUUGCUCUCCUUUCGGUAAAUACUCCAGUACUGACCAGAUCCACGAUGACGCGGUCUGGUCCUCUGUGCCCAUUAUCCAAUCAGAUGGUAAACAUAGCUUUGACACUUUCAGAAAACACGUUGAUCCAUUUUAUAAUCGAUACCGACAAGAUGGUAAUACAGAACUUGUUACAGAAAAAUACACGUGGAUCAUACCGACAAGAUGGCACAGAACUUGUUAA
This is a messenger RNA of Ylistrum balloti, 1494 nucleotides long. Its product is annotated as sialate O-acetylesterase-like. Gene Ontology annotation, molecular function: sialate O-acetylesterase activity. Bases 1 to 1494 code for a protein of 497 amino acids. Gene Ontology annotation, biological process: carbohydrate metabolic process. The record is from RefSeq and is a predicted model, not a curated record. NCBI's taxonomy places the organism in Eukaryota, Metazoa, Mollusca, Bivalvia, Pectinida, Pectinidae. The transcript is spliced from 9 exons.